GGAUAGAGAGCCGUCCCGUCACUUCUCGGCACUUCUCGGUGUGCGUCCCUGUCGCGCGUGUCCCGCCCGAGGAGGUAAUCGGCGAGAAACUCCAGGAAUCGUCCGAGGAGUAGGCGAGCGUCUUCACCGAGGAGUCUGCGAGGCCGCGAACGAUGUAAGCAGGGACUCGCGUACCCCUCGCGCGGACGUGCACAGACGCAGUCAGGACCGGGCUGGACUGGCCGCGAACAGGGCGAAGCGUCCGAAAACCUUCUCGAGACCCCCAGGAGUCGUCCGAUCUCGCGGAACCGCAAAACGGGCGGAAACCUCGCCGACAAUGGACGCGAGCAUCGAGAGGGAGUGCAGCGCCCUGGGCGGACUCUUCCAACAGAUUAUCACCGACAUGAAGAACGGAGCUCCACUCUGGGAGGACUUGAUUUCAAAAGCCACUAAACUACACACGUGCCUAAAAGCGGCGAUUCUGGCGAUAUCGGCAUAUCUGGAAGCCUUUCAAAAGAUUGCGGACACGGCAACCAAUGCAAGAGGAGCAACGAAGGAGAUCGGAACGGCCCUAACGAGGAUAUGCCUUCGUCACAAAGCAGUGGAAACGCGUAUGAAAUCGUUCACCAGCGCUAUCAUGGAUUGCCUGGUAAUGCCUCUGCAAGAGAAGUUGGAAGACUGGAAGAAGUCUCUAAUAAAUCUGGACAAGGAGCACGCUAAAGAGUACAAAAAGGCCAGGGCGGAAUUGAAGAAACGUUCAACGGACACCUUGAGACUCCAGAAGAAGAAAGCACGGAAGGGCCAGUCCCAGAUGCAUGGGCCGCUGCAUGGCCAACUGCAGGGUAACAUCAGCUGUGCUACCGACGCCGAACUUAACAAAUUGCUCGAAUCAUCCGCCGCAGUGGUUCAAGAGAAACGUCUCAGUUUGGAAGAGACGGAGAGGAAAGCCGUGCGAGCGGCUCUCCUGGAGGAGCGAGGCAGAUUCUGUCAACUGGCCAGAUUUCUGAAGCCAGUUCUCGACGAGGAGAUAGCGAUGCUGAUGGAGUUGACGCAUCUCCAGGAGGUCUCCGAUCAACUGCAGAGGCACGCGGCCUCUCCUCACCACCUGCCUCCGGCAUCCGAACAGGUGAUCACCGACAUUAAAGGCUGCGACCCUGUCCAGUGGUCCCUGGCCACGCCUCCGUCCAGUCCAUCCUUAUCUCUAGGCUCCAGGAAGAGCUCGAUGUGCUCGAUCAGCUCGCUGACGAGCAGCAGCAGCGGGUCCUGCAAGAGCCACCCAAGUCCUUCGGGCCACCCUUGGCACCGGUCCCUCUCUCAGCCUGUUGGCAUCAGACCCUCCAGCAUCGGCGGUAUAGGAACCCUCCGUCACUUCGCCACCGGCAGCUCUCGCGACUCUGGCUUCACUUCUCAGGAUACACUGUACGCACAACCUAUUUCCGAGCAUCAGGUGUCGAACGCAUCCUCGCAGAGCAACCAGAGCACCGGGUGCGCGACCAUGAGGCCGGUGACGACCUUCACCUGGCCGGAUCUUCAAGAGACCUCGGUGCAGUUCGAGAAACAGAACCAGGGCACGGUGAACGAGAGGCCUCACACGAUUUCCUCGGCGUACGAGAAGGGCCACCAGAGACCAGCUCUCAGCGUUUACACCUUCCAAGCCCUGGACCGCGAAACGAGCGGCUGCUGCCAGAGCCAACCGGCUUCCCCGGUCUCCAGCUCCUGUUCCUCCGCGAAUCAGCAGCUGAGUCGCGUCCAACUGCGUCGAAACAACGGCGCCAAUAGGCCUCCGAUUCCCAGCAGAUGCUCCAGCUUGGAGAGGCCCACGGUGCCGACGAAGAGCGAACCGCCGGGGAGUCCUCGAGGGAAGCCGAAGCUUCCUCUUCCAGCCCACCUGGCGAAAGAGCUGGCCAGCCACCAGCUGCAGCAGCCCAUGUACGUGAACAUGCACGAACUGGCCAGUCUGGCCGCGAGUCGCGCCCAGGAGAUGCUUCCUCCACCGCCUCCGGCUGCAGCUGGCCCAGCCGCUGGUGAGAAGACUGACGGAACCGAGAAGGAUGGCAGCAGCCAGACUUCGGAGUCCAGCUUGGAGUCGAGCAGCGGGUACGGGAGCCAGACGACCCUUCCUCAUUCCCAGUCGACGCACAAUCAAAACGAUACGAACUGGAACACCCCGUCAUCGCUCUUGUCUCGUAGGGGGUCCAUGCAGCAGGCGAGCCGACCUCCACCUCCGACGAGGCGAACCUCGGCCAUAAUCGGCAGCACCCAUGGUGGUAGCGCGCUCUCGAAUUCCGCCGAGGAGCACGCGGAGAACGUCUGCGACGAGGCGGAGAACCUUCCACCGCCGCCGGCUUUCCUCCUGGAGGGGUCCUCGCCCGCUGCGAGUCCUACGCCUCAACGGUCGAUCUCCGUGUCCGAGACGGUCAGGACGCUGACGGAGCUGCGGCAUACCCCGGCAAGCCCCUCGCUUCUGCGGAAGUCGACCGGCAUGCAGCAGCUCAACAACCCCCCGGCGACGGUGCAGCACAACACCGUGGUUCAGAUAACGCGCUGCACCUUCGAACGCACUGGCUCCACGAAACGGUCCAGCUCUCAGGAUCGUAGUCACGGCGCCGUCGUCCCGGGGGCUCCGGUCGCAACCCCGGCCGGUACCACGACACUGUCCUGCGGCCCCGUCGCUGCACAGGGCCAGGGCCCCGGGGGCGUCGGCCAGAGCUUCAUGGCGGUGCUCAGUGCCAAGCUGAUCAGCACCACCAGCAGCGCCAACGCACCCCCUGCUAGCCCCAAGUCCCAGCGAAAACAUUCCGUCGACUUGCAGAAGAAUUCCAAGCUGACCUCCAGUUUCCUCGACACUCUCAACGCCAAGUUCGCUCAGCAGCAACAGCAAGGUGCGCCCAUCGUGCAGCAGUCCCCUAACACCGGCAGCACCAGAUCCGCCAGUGUCAGGCGCAUCAUGGGCAACCGGGUGCCCGUGGUCGAUCCCCUCCAGGUCAGGGAUUCCCUGAUGGACCAGAUUCGAAGAGGCACCUCCUUGCGCAAGACCAGCGGGCCAAUCAACGACCGUUCCGCGCCCAAGAUUUACUGAAACCAACGCGCCGGCCCUCGUAGAGACCUCGGAGCUGUCGCCUCGCCUCGAGGAAGAGGCUGCCCAGUCCCAGGCUCUGAAACGCAAAUGGACGCGAACCGAACACCGUACCCUGCACCAUCGGGGGCGUCCAUGACUCGAAGGAGACGUUCCGUCGACUCUUCUGGUUCACCACUGCCAUCGGUCGAGACUUCGUUCCCAGGGGAAGUCCGACUAACGUAUGGGCGAGGGGAUGUUCUAAACUAUGCACGUAAGUUCCUUUGAUAGAUUCCGACGCUUAGGCACCACCAGACCCAGAGGGGGCCCAGGUCGAUCCAGACUCCGGAGGACUGGUCUACGAUCGAAGCAGGAGGAAUGCUGUUUCGAGUCUAUGUAGAAAACUCGCUUCGUCGUUCUGGACGAGGCAUCGAGUGGUGUUGAAUCUCACCUCUCUCUCUGGUCUUCGAGAACUUCGAGGACGUCGGUUAGGACGCGGCCCUCUCGAGGUUGCCCUUAGUGGGCCGACGUUUUGGGGUUUGUUGCGAUCUUGAUGUUAAUAUGCAGGUGUAUGCACGCUACAUUAAUUAUAACGAGGAAUACACGAGCUCUCUCGUUACGUUUAAUGGAAAGUUCAUUCCUGGGUAUCGUUGGUUCCUCCACGCCCUCGAGCCUGGUUUUAAAGCAGCGUUUUCUACAUAUUGGAUAUUUAGGAUAUUUGCAUACACCUUCAAGAUAAUCUCAAAAUUGCAAUCGGCCGGUGAUCGCGCGCACGACGAACGCUGUCGAGUAUUAUUGUCACGCGGAUAACGGAGGCGGCAAAGUGGUGACAAUAUUUCAAGAUUAUACAUAUAUAUAAUUAAGUUAACUAAUGAACAUAUGUAGGUACGUUGAGAUGAGAAAAAGAAUAGGGAGCGAAGGGACGAACGGAGGAAUCUAGGGGUACCUUUACACUUGGAAUACAUUGAAUCCUUUCUCUUGUGUAACUCCGAAUUACGGAGAAUAACGAAUCGAACACGAGUGGAGGAUUUAUUCAGAGGAGGAGACUGUUUUACUGGACUUUUAUGAAUUUUUAUAUGAAUUUCUUGGGUCCCUUUCUUGAGCGAGAAUCUCAGACUUUAUCGGUUCCCGGGGAAGUAUCGAUCCGUUAUCUAUAACUGCGGCGUCGGCAUGCAAUUUUCUUUUAUUCUUGCGAGUACUUUGUACGCAUUCGAUUCCCCGAUUGUUCCUUCAUCUCCCGAUCGAUAUACCUUUCGCGAAUUCGCGCCAUAUCGUUACACUCGCGGCGAUAGUAUUACGGAAACGCGAUAACGUUACUCGUAAAAGAAAAAUCUGUAAAAAGGAUAUAAGAUGUUUAGGGUUAAACGUUUCGCUUUUCCUUCUUUUUUUUUUUUGGGGGGGGGGGGGGGGACUUUUUUCCGUAUUACCGAUAAGCGUUAAACCUCGUAAUCGCGCGAAAUGCAUCGAUACACGGUUUUGAAUUUUAUAAGACUCGCCGAGUUACGUUCAUAAUGUUUUUUGUACGUGUUUCCUUUAAUUGUACCUUACGUAUUUGUUAGAACGCGGCUAUAAAUAGCUACCGAACCGUUCACCUGUAAAAUAGGGUAGCUCUUAAGGGGGUACUCGUCGGCGAAAUUUUCCAAAAACGGGCGAAGGAAUUUCUCCGGUCGAAGAACGUCCGACUCUUAAAGUCGAUCCUCAUCUUCCGGAAUUUUAUCGUUAAGGGAGUAUUAAUAUCUAGACGUCCAGGCGCCAGGAAUAAUAUCGUAUAAUCCGCGUGGUCGGGUCGGCCGAAUCCAUGUUCGAAUCGAUUUUAACUCGUCGAGUGUUCAUAUCGUCACGGCUAAAGCCUAAAAUGCCGAAUCAAGUGAACCGAUAUCCGCUUAGGUAGACUGCCGCCAUUUUGUUCGUAAAGGCUAAAAGGCGGAUUUUAAGACGAGGGUUCCUCGACGAUAGGAGUGAUUCGGUGACUUACCGGUCCUGCUGACACUUCUUGCCAUUUUCGAAGAAUACUUCUCCCCUCGAUACGUCGAGUGAACCGGGAAUUGACGUUGCAUCUACGUUAUUUUGAACGAUGUAAAAAAUAGUAUACGGCUUUUCUCGUCGUCUAGAGUAACGCCGAAUAUUUCGGACUCGACGGUUCACGGGCCAUUAGAUGUAAUUAUUUAAGAGAAGGACUCGUUUAUGCGGCAGUACCGACCGUUACUUCCGCCGAGUAAUCGCUUAGGUUCCUUUUAGUUAGUACUCGAGUAUAAGCGGCGAGAGCGAUGUUGAUUUUUCCACGUCGGCCACCCUUUUUCGUUUUUCUACGCCCUGCCUGGGCAGCGUUUUGCUAAAGUGAUUUUUUUUUAUUUUCCGCGUAGGCGAUCUCGAAGGGACGGCUUUCCUUUGGGUAUUCAUUUUGC
Messenger RNA from Orussus abietinus, 5439 nucleotides. RefSeq names its product MTSS1-like protein. The coding region runs from base 317 to 3058 and encodes 913 amino acids. The record is from RefSeq and is a predicted model, not a curated record. Gene Ontology annotation, molecular function: phospholipid binding; actin binding. Gene Ontology annotation, cellular component: actin cytoskeleton; cytoplasmic side of plasma membrane. The transcript has 12 exons. Lineage: Eukaryota; Metazoa; Arthropoda; Insecta; Hymenoptera; Orussidae. Gene Ontology annotation, biological process: cell projection assembly; plasma membrane organization.